UUAUAAAUCGAAUACUUUGUGUUUAAACUUUAUGUUUCACUUUAAAGAUAACGAUGAAAAAAUUGUUUUUUAAGAUUGGACUUUUUUUGCUUUGUAUUACAACCAUCAAAAUAUUUCAUAUGACAAGUCGCUGUGAAGACCAUGGUGCACGCAACGAAAAGGAGGACAUCCCUAAUAUUUCAAUACAGACGGAUAUUUUGCAAAAACAGAUUUUAAGAAGAAAGUCACUUUACAAGUACUGCAAAUCAAAAACUCUUAGAGCAGCUGUUUCCUCGCGUUAUUUAAUCUAUUCCGAUAACGAAAAAUUACUUUAUUGCUAUAUACCAAAAGCAGCUAGCACUACAUGGAAAAGACUAUUUCUAAUAUUUGAGAAUAUAACAACAUUUGAAAAUGUUUCCAUGAUUGAUAAGAACGAAGUCCACAAACUUUAUUACAAGAAUUUGAAAGACAUUAAAAGCAAUGACGAACGAACAUUUCGUGAAAAUUAUUUUUAUUCGUUUUUGAUAACUCGACAUCCUUUCGAAAGAUUGAUAGCAACAUUUAGAAACAAGUUUGAAGACCCGUACACGUCAUUUUUUCAAAAGUUAUAUGGUUCUCGUAUACUUAGAAAAUACCGACGAAACUUACCUCGUGAUCAGAUUCGUGCUGGUGUUGGAGUUACGUUUCAAGAAUUUAUUAAAUACAUUUUAAGUACUAGGUUUUAUGACGAGCACUGGAACAGAAUGACCGACAUUUGUUCGCCGUGCAGUUAUAAGUUUGAUUAUAUAGCUAAAAUGGAAACUCUUGUUGCAGAUUCCAAAGCAAUUUUAGAAAGUACUGGAUUACAUAAAAAAUAUCCUUUUCUUGAAAAUUCAACUGACCGAUAUGAAAAAAAAACUAGUGACCUUAUAGAAUCUUACUUUUCAAAUAUAUCAAAGUCGGAUGUUUUAAAACUCUACAAAAUAUAUAAAGAUGAUUUUGAAGCUUUCGAUUAUACUAUUCCAAAAUUUCUUGACGCCAACGUGUAAUAACCUGAAUUAUUAGUUGAAAUAAAUAUUUGCAUUUAAA
Molecule: messenger RNA, 1047 nt
Organism: Hydra vulgaris (swiftwater hydra)
Lineage: Eukaryota; Metazoa; Cnidaria; Hydrozoa; Anthoathecata; Hydridae
Product: carbohydrate sulfotransferase 11
Biological process (GO): carbohydrate biosynthetic process
Cellular component (GO): membrane
Molecular function (GO): sulfotransferase activity
Source: RefSeq, a predicted model, not a curated record